UCAUAAAGUCGAGCUCGCCUCGCAGUCGAGAACAACAAUGCCGCGUUUCUCAGCACAAUUAUUCAAGAUGCAUCUGCUGCUAUUGAUGAUGAUCCUGCCUGUUUUUAUGGUGGUGACUGCAGGUAUGCCCCCUUGUGACCCACUAACGCAAUAUGAGAUGGGUGGCGAGUGCUGCAUGAAGUGUGCUCCAGGGACCUACAUGACGUCUCAAGGCACUUGUUCGGAGCCACAGUGUGUAAACUGUGGGGAGAAUGAAUAUCAGGAGACGUACACUAUUGAACCAAAGUGUAAACGUCAGCCAUACUGCGACCCAAAUAAAAACUUUAAGGUUCUUGAUUUUAAAGAGAAGAGCAAGACUGAAAGAUACGAUUGCCAGUGUGCUGAGGGAUUCCACUGCUCUAGGGAAGGUUGUUUAUUCUGUCUGCGGCACAAAACAUGCAAACCAGGAGAGCGGAUUCAAUACAAAGGUAAUCAGACACAUGACAUAGUGUGUCAGAAAUGUCCCGAAGGCACAUUCAUUGAAUCAUCGGACGGUGUCUGUAAGAAAUGGAAAGAAUGUGAGAGUGGAUACCAUAUUGUAACAAACGGGACAGUGUCAUCUGACAACAUCUGUGCUGAAAACUCUCGGGGCCAUCUACUUGUGAUUUGUGUUGUCGUUGCUUUGGUUUUGGUGAUUGCAUCUGCAGUUUUGGUUGUUUGGCUAUGCAGAGGAGCUGCAAAAGAAAAGGUAAAGGACUGCGUGGAGGCGUGUGCAAGAGUCGAAAGGCCGCCACCCAAAGAAGAACCACUAAUAAUGUUCCCAACUGCCGAUCCUACCAGCGACGUGCCCGAGACUACAAUUCUGUUCUCACCAGAAGAUAUCGGAAGCGUGCCGGAGGAGAACGAGCUCCAGCCGAGCCAAACUGAAAACGGCUACACUGAGAACGGAAACGUAGUGAGGCAGGAGAACGGGAAAUCGCAUAUCUUCCCUCGUCAGGAAUCGCAAACACAGACACUGUCACACGAGUCCUCAUCGUUUUGUAGUGACUUGUGAUGCUACCUGUCGGAUAUUGUUACUACAUGUUGCACCUGUACCUAAAAAUGUAGAUAUUUCCCCUUAAAAUUUCAAACAAUGUGAUGUAAUGUAGUGUAUAACAGUAUAGUGUAAUGUAAUACUUUGGGCAUUAGCUUAGUAGCUUUUUGUUUAUUUUUCAGUGUGUGUUUCCAUUGUGUGUGUAUCCAUGGUACUUUUGUUAAUAUUUGCACUAUUUAAAAAGAAAAAAGUGUUAAUCUGUAAUAUUUGUGUA
Messenger RNA from Scomber scombrus (Atlantic mackerel), 1286 nucleotides. RefSeq names its product CD40 molecule, TNF receptor superfamily member 5 (gene cd40). The transcript is spliced from 9 exons. The record is from RefSeq and is a predicted model, not a curated record. Gene Ontology annotation, cellular component: external side of plasma membrane; CD40 receptor complex. Gene Ontology annotation, biological process: CD40 signaling pathway; cellular response to tumor necrosis factor; positive regulation of canonical NF-kappaB signal transduction. Lineage: Eukaryota; Metazoa; Chordata; Actinopteri; Scombriformes; Scombridae. Bases 38 to 1033 code for a protein of 331 amino acids. Gene Ontology annotation, molecular function: CD154 receptor binding; antigen binding.